Molecule: messenger RNA, 1593 nt
Organism: Wyeomyia smithii (pitcher-plant mosquito)
Lineage: Eukaryota; Metazoa; Arthropoda; Insecta; Diptera; Culicidae
Exons: 1
Coding region: 1-1593 (530 amino acids)
Biological process (GO): DNA integration
Molecular function (GO): nucleic acid binding
Source: RefSeq, a predicted model, not a curated record
AUGGCUACAUCUAGGAAAGGAGAACUGGCCAAAAACAGCACAAAUCCAUGUCGAAGGUGUAGAUCCUACCCUAUUGAAAGAAAGAAAUCAUUGAAAGAAAUCAUUUUGCCUAGUCCGAUUUUUGCUUUAAGAUCAUCGUUUACGGACACUGUCCGAAUUGUGGCACUGUUGUUAAGGUUUAAAUUCAACUGCACACACAAGCAAGGCCGCAGACUAGGGUUUCUGACAUGUCAAGAAAAAGAAGAGGCGCUCUCCGCACUGAUCUCGUUGGCUCAACGAGAAUGGUUUGUAGAGGAUAUAGACGAAAUCCAACGAACUGGUGAAGUGAAGACAACGUCAAGACAUAAGUCACUAGCCCCUCGUCUAGUUAAUGGAUUACUCCUGGUAGGCGGACGGCUUAGAAAUGCUCGAAUAGCUGCUAGUCGAAUGCAUCCUAUUAUAUUGGCGUUGACUACUAUGCUUGUGACAUACUACCAUCAAAAACUUCUUCAUGCAGGACCCCAACUCGUUCUUGCCAGCAUUCGUGAGCGAUAUUGGCCACUUUCAGCACGUAGUAUGGUGCGCAAAGUUAUCCAUCGAUGUAUGCAGUGCUAUCGAGCAAAACCGAAAUCUCACGAGCAGCUGAUGGGAGAUCUACCCACAGAGCGUGUCACUCCUGCUCCUCCCUUUCAAAGAGUAGGUGUCGAUUAUUGUGGACCAUUCCAAACUCGUUACCCCUACCAAAAAGGAAAACCGAUUAAGUGCUUUAUUGCGGUAUUUGUAUGCCUUGUCGUGAAGGCUAUUCACCUAGAAGUUGUCGCAGAUCUAACCACUCAAUCGUUCUUUGAUGCACUGAAACGAUUUGUCUCCCGUCGGGGUCGCCCUGAAAUUAUAAUGUGUGACAAUGCAACCAAUUCCGUUGGCGCACGUCGUGAGCUAGAUAAAUUAAGAAUGCUGUUCAACAAUCAGAAUUUUGCUCGAACAGUUUCACAAGAAGCCGCGAUGGACAAUAUACAGUACAAAUUUAUUCCCCCAAAAACGCCGAACUUUGGUGACCUCUGGGAGGCCGCUGUGAAGGCCAUGAAGGGCCAUCUUAAGAGAACCUUGGGGAAUGCUGUAAUCACCUACGAAGAAAUGUGCACGCUAACGGCUCAGAUCGAAGCUUGUCUCAAUUCGAGACCGUUAACUCCGCUUUCCAGCGACCCCAAUGACUUAGAAAUAUUAACACCUGGCCAUUUCCUGGUACACCGACCGCUUACAGCAAUCCCAGAACCGUCUCUAGAGGAUUUAAAGGACACAAGAUUAUCACGAUGGCAGCGGGUGCAGAAUUACCUGCAGCACAUCUGGCGGCGCUGGUCAACGCAAUAUUUAUCAGAGUUAAAUUCUCGCACAAAAUGGACCAUGCAACGAAACAAUUUGUUUGUUGGCGCUAUGGUGUUGCGACGUGAAGAUAACAUCCCUCCAUUGAAAUGGCGUAUGGGCAGGGUCAUUGAUGCUCACACUGGACAGGAUGGCAACAUACGCGUGAUGAAAGUGCGUACUAAAGAUGGAAUUUACGUUCGAGGAAUCACCAAAGUGUGCAUUCUUCCGAUAGCAGACAAUGUAGACCAAUAG